AUGGCGGAGGAUCGAAAACUCAACGUAUCUUCGUUGAAGUCGAAAGAAGAUUCAGUAGAGAUCGAAUUGGAAGGGGUGGCACGAAACUCGUACUUGGUAAAUUCGUUAUUCGAAGGUAUAAACUCGAACUCGGAUGACGAGGAAAACGGGGACGGAGAUGAAGACCAAUAUGGGGAAGGAGAUGAGAAAGAAAGGGGGAAAGAAGACAGAUAUGAGGACGAAAACGGGGAUGAGGAUCAAAGGGGAGUUGAGGAUCAGGAGGAAAGUGAGGACGAAACUGAGGAUGAAGACGAGGAAGAUGAAGAUGAAGAUGAAGAUUAUCCUGUUGGAUUUGACCUUCCGGAUGAGCAGUAUCAUCAUCAACCAUUGUGCAAUACGGUUUUCGCUUCCCUCGAGGACGCUUUUUCAUCGGACGAAGAAGAGGAUAAUUUCAUAUCAAUUCCGAAACACAUCAGGGACGACGACGACGGCGACGACGAUGACAAUGACGAUGACGAUGACGAUGACGAUGACGAUGAGGAUUUUCUUCCGAUCCCAGUAUCGCCUUGGUUCGUCGAUCUUCCUACCAAGUCCCCACCAUCUGAAAACAUGUCGAAACCACUCAGAGACAAAGUCAAGAUUGAUUCCCAAACCAAUAUCGAUAUCGAUAUUCAACAGAAUGAGGAGAUGGAUCGAGAGCAAGAAGAGACCCGUCGAGUAUAUCAUGAUCUUUAUCCACCGAUAUACCAUGAAAAGAGACCAAUUCCUCUCAGAGAUCCGUGGAGGUUGAGAUCACCAGUUCAAAAGUAUCACUUUACUACCAUUAUUCAAUCUGUUAGACUGGUACAAAACGAAAAUAGGUAG
Molecule: messenger RNA, 843 nt
Organism: Kwoniella mangroviensis CBS 8507
Lineage: Eukaryota; Fungi; Basidiomycota; Tremellomycetes; Tremellales; Cryptococcaceae
Exons: 1
Coding region: 1-843 (280 amino acids)
Source: RefSeq, a predicted model, not a curated record